AUGAAGACGAUCCUCUCCUCCCAGACGAUGGACAUCCCCGAGGGGGUCAAGAUCAAGGUUCGGGCGAAGAUCGUCGAGGUGGAGGGACCGCGGGGGAAGCUCACCCGAAACUUCAAGCACCUCAACCUCGACUUCCAGCUCAUCGAAGAGGGCAGGAAGCUUAAGGUGGACGCAUGGUUCGGCACUAGGCGGACCAUGGCCGCCAUCAGGACCGCCAUCAGCCACGUCCAGAACCUUAUCACUGGUGUAACGAAGGGGUACCGGUACAAGAUGCGACUUGUGUAUGCUCACUUUCCCAUCAACGCCAGUAUCACCAGCAGCAACAAUGCCAUCGAAAUAAGGAACUUCCUCGGAGAGAAGAAGGUAUAUAUGUUAUUAUUGACUUAUCGCAUUUGAGCAUAAUGUGUUGUCUGGGAAUCUUUUCCUCUUUCCCGAUUAGCGGUUGUACAUGAUUUUCUUUAUCUUAUCGGAUGGUUAUGUAUUUAAUUUUUGCUCUUCUUUAUCUUAGAUAUGAGGCAUUUACAGUAUCUAUGAAGAACUAUUGUGCAUACCUAUAUUUUUUUCCUGUCCAGAAACAUCUCUACUGCCGCCAUGUGUUGUUCUGCAUGUGUUGAUCAUGAUAGGAUCAUUAAUAAUGAAGGUGAAAGGCAUGCAAGAGAUCCUUGGAUGAGUUCUUAUCAAGAUCUGUCUUGACUCCUACCCAUUCUGACUGCAUUUUUUCCCCUAACAUUCUAUGUUGCCAGUGAUUUUGAAUGUUUAUUGAUUAUCUAAAUCAAACGGAAAUUGUGAGAUUCCUUGGGCAUCCAGACUCAAAGCCAACUAAUGUCCCCGGACGGAAAAUGCUUAUCACUGAUUUAAUUUAAAUUACUGGGUUAUCCAACUAAGAACCAAGUGGCGACGAGUGGUCUGGCCCCGAGUAUCAUCCAUAGGGUUAUAUGCUUUUUCAACCAACGUGGGACUUUUGUAUCAGAAAUAAAUAGCAUGAUACAAUAUUGAAUAUUUCGUAUCACUUUAUAAGGUUUCGUGGUUUCAGGACUUGAAGGGUGCUUCUCAGUUGCUUAUUUGCCUUGAGUGAAUUGGCUAUAUCUGAAGUAAACCCUCAUUCUAUGUAUUAUUCCCUGCCUUCUAUUUAGGGCCUCUACCAAUCAGAUUCAGUGAAAUCUCUCUUACCAUUAGAAGAGAGUGAUACCUUCCCUUUGUUAGUAAAUUAUUGGUGUUUUUUGAAGGGUUGAAUUGUCGACGUUCUUUUUAAACUCUAAUUCCUCUCGUGGAAAAUAAUGAGCACAAAGAAAAGAGAAUGAGAGAGAAAACGGAGGGGACCCCAAGAGCCAGAUCGCAUCAGGCAGUGAUAUAUCUCAUAAAUAGCUCAACAAAUCUUUGAAGAAGGCCUAUACUGGUUCAUUAAUUACCUCAACAGUUCCUGAAUUUCCCAUGUACUUUUACCUCAGGUCCGUAAGAUCGACAUGCUUGAAGGAGUGAAGAUUAUCCGGUCUGAGAAAGUCAAGGACGAGCUCGUUCUUGAUGGUAAUGACAUUGAGCUUGUUUCUCGCUCCGCCGCCUUGAUAAACCAGGUCAGCAACUAUCUUUAACCCAUGAUUCUCUCCGCCUGCUGAAUUCCCUAUUUAUUUCUGACUCUACCGAGAAAGAGUUGACUUUCUUGGACUGGUAUUGAUCAAUCUUCUCAUCUACUGUAGAAAUGCCACGUGAAGAACAAGGAUAUCCGGAAAUUCUUGGAUGGUAUCUACGUCAGCGAGAAGGGCAACAUCGCAGAGGAAGAGUGA
Spirodela intermedia is the source of this 1781-nucleotide messenger RNA. NCBI's taxonomy places the organism in Eukaryota, Viridiplantae, Streptophyta, Magnoliopsida, Alismatales, Araceae. The record is from the annotation of a GenBank genome assembly.